CUUUUAUUGCCGGUCGGUGGUUCUCUGAUGGCCGCCGUCGCAGAUUCCGUGGAUAACGGCACAACUCCCAUACCCUCCGGAGUCACUGCCACAACAUUGCUUAACGAAAACUCUGAUGCCUUCCCUGAAUUGAAUCAACCGGAUAGCUCAGUUGCUGCGGAGAGAUGGCCAGGUUGGCCUGGGGAUUGCGUGUUUCGAGUGAUCGUCCCCGUAGCUAAAGUCGGAGCUAUCAUCGGACGCAAAGGAGAUAUCAUCAGAAAGAUGUGCGAGGAGACUCGCGCUCGCAUCAAAGUCCUCGACGGUCCCGCCACGACUCAAGAUCGCGUCGUGCUAAUAUCUGCGAAGGAAGAUCUAGAGGCGUACAUGUCGCCUGCAAUGGGAGCAGUCGUGAGGGUGUUCAGACGAGUUUCAGAAUUGCCUGAUAACGAUGACGAUGAUGAUGUUCAAAAAGCUGGAAGUGCCGUCUCUUCAGUGCGUUUAUUAGUUACGUCUAUGCAGGCGAUAAGUUUGAUAGGGAAACAAGGAUCCUCCAUUAAAGCAAUAGUAGAGAACUCUGGUGCAUCAGUUCGCAUUUUAUCAGAAGAGGAAACACCGUUUUAUGCUGGGCAAGAUGAGAGGAUAGUGGAUGUGCAGGGGGAAGCUUUAAAGAUUGCAAAAGCGUUAGAAGCGAUUGUUGGCCACCUAAGGAAGUUUCUAGUCGACCAUUCUGUGGUUCCUCUCUUCGAGAAGCAAUACUUAGCUAGAGUCUCUCAAGUUCGCCAGGAAGAACCCUUGGCUGAAAACAAGUCAUCUCUCCAUACUCUUUCGUCAAAUGUGAUGGAGUCUGAUCUCUCCCUCUUAGCACGAAGGGAGCCUCUGUUUUUGGAGCGUGAUCCUCGGGUGGAGUCACGUGUUCAACCUUCAGCAGCUUCUAUGUACGGUCAAGAUCCUGUACUCGCCGCCACCCUUGCUCGUGUUUCCGCUGCUUUUGUUACACAGGUAUCUCAAACAAUGCAAAUACCGUUCUCCUAUGCGGAGGAUAUUAUUGGUUUGGAAGGAGCUAAUAUAGCCUACAUCCGCCGGAGUAGCGGAGCUACCGUAACCAUUCAAGAGAGUCCACAUCCUGAUGAAAUCACAGUGGAAAUCAAAGGCACCUCUUCUCAAGUACAAACUGCUCAGCUGCUAAUUCAAGAGUUCAUCAGCAAUCACAAGGAACCGGUUUGGGUUUCAGGGGGAUAUGCUAGAGUCGACACUGGCUAUGUACCUGCUGUAUAUCCUCCUCAGCUGAGCAACCGUCAAGAGCCGCUCACGAGUACCUACACGGGCACAGAGACUGUGCAGUACAGACCAACAUCAUACUCUCAACUGCCUGGUCAGUCAACCUACACGCCGACUCUGACUGGGCAAACUUACGAUACGGAAUAUAGACCAGCUUCUGAUGUUAAUGGUUACAGCAGUUACAGUUUAUGAAUCGUUGUGCUCUGUGUUGUUCCGAAGUUAA
This is a messenger RNA of Brassica oleracea var. oleracea, 1480 nucleotides long. RefSeq names its product RNA-binding KH domain-containing protein PEPPER-like. Gene Ontology annotation, molecular function: mRNA binding. The record is from RefSeq and is a predicted model, not a curated record. Bases 28 to 1449 code for a protein of 473 amino acids. Gene Ontology annotation, cellular component: nucleus; cytoplasm. The transcript has 6 exons. NCBI's taxonomy places the organism in Eukaryota, Viridiplantae, Streptophyta, Magnoliopsida, Brassicales, Brassicaceae. Gene Ontology annotation, biological process: regulation of gene expression.